Messenger RNA from Heteronotia binoei (common prickly gecko), 8066 nucleotides. It is a transcript of the gene PIKFYVE, whose product is annotated as phosphoinositide kinase, FYVE-type zinc finger containing. The record is from RefSeq and is a predicted model, not a curated record. Gene Ontology annotation, molecular function: metal ion binding; ATP binding; 1-phosphatidylinositol-3-phosphate 5-kinase activity. NCBI's taxonomy places the organism in Eukaryota, Metazoa, Chordata, Lepidosauria, Squamata, Gekkonidae. Bases 111 to 6386 code for a protein of 2091 amino acids. Gene Ontology annotation, biological process: intracellular signal transduction; phosphatidylinositol metabolic process. The transcript has 41 exons.
UCAUACUGGACCAGAAAAGUUGUUGAGGCCUGGAUGGUGUCUUGUGUGGUCACUGGAAGAAGCCAACAAAGUGUUGAGAGUGUGCCUCCAAUCUCCUGGGGGUCCAUGAGAUGGCCACAGAUGACAAGCCAUCUCCGACGCCGGACUCAACGAGUGAGGUGCCCUCCUCCCCUGGCGGCAGUCCUUCCCACCUUACACACUUCAAGCCUUUGACUCCCGACCAAGAUGAACCUGCUUUUAAAUCUGCCUACAGCUCUUUCGUGAAUCUCUUCCGUUUUUCUAAAGAUGAUGGUCGACCUGUUUUCUCUGCAGAGAGAGCCGAAACGGGGCAAGGGGACCAGCCGCCUCUGAACACAAGCUGGCCGAGCCCGCAACACUGUUCGAGGGGACAGUCCCUGCGAUCACCAGUGCCUUACAAAAAGACGAUCGCUGGGGAGCUGCAGAGGAGAUCUUCCACGUCGUUAGACAGUCGAAGAAAAGAGCCACCCCUCGGUGGUCAUGACCCUCGGACGGCUGUUCAGCUCCGAAGCCUCACCACAGUCUUGAAGCGGCUCAAAGAAAUCAUGGAAGGAAAAAGCCAGGACAGCGAUCUGAAGCAAUACUGGAUGCCAGAUAGUCAGUGCAAAGAGUGUUACGAUUGUAGUGAGAAAUUCACUACCUUCCGCCGAAGACACCACUGCCGAUUAUGCGGGCAGAUCUUCUGCAGCCGAUGCUGCAACCAAGAAAUACCUGGGAAAUUCAUGGGUUACACAGGUGAUCUCAGAGCUUGCACUUACUGUCGUAAAAUAGCCUUAAGCUACGCACACUCCACAGACAGCAACUCCAUUGGGGAAGACCUGAGCGCCUUGUCGGAUUCUCCCAGUUGUGUGUCAGUGCUGGAUCCGGGGGAGCCACGGACCCCUGUCGCCAGCAGAAAGGCGAGUCGCAACAUCUUUCUGGAAGAAGACCUCACCUGGCAAAGCCUGACCCACGGAGAAUCUUCCCCCACCCCUUUGUCGACGCGCCUUGGAAUCGUUCAAGAGGACGCGGGGAAAUCUCCUGCUCGGAACAGGUCAGCCAGCAUCACAAACCUGUCUCUGGACCGUUCCGGGACUUCCAUGGGGCCUGCCUACGAGACCUCCGUCAGUCCACAAGCGAACCGCAAUUAUGCAAAGGAGGCCAAUGAAGAUGAGCGCAAAAUUCUGCUGGACUCUGUCCAGUUGAAGGACCUGUGGAAGAAAAUCUGCCACCACAGCAACGGGAUGGAGUUUCAGGACCACCGCUAUUGGCUGCGGACGCAUCCCAACUGCAUUGUGGGAAAGGAGCUGGUGAACUGGCUCAUGAGGAAUGGCCACAUCACCACGAGAGCUCAAGCCAUAGCGAUUGGGCAGGCCUUGGUCGACGGCCGGUGGUUGGAAUGCGUCAGCCAUCACGAUCAGCUCUUCCGAGAUGAGUAUGCACUUUACAGGCCACUACAGAGCACUGAAUUUUCGGAAACCCCGUCUCCGGACAGUGAUUCUGUCAACUCCGUGGAAGGCCACUCCGAACCCUCCUGGUUCAAAGACAUCAAAUUCGACGACAGCGACACAGAACAGAUUGCCGAAGAAGGAGAUGAUAACAUGACCAAUUCCGCCAGCCCUAGCAAGCGUCCCUCAGUCAGCAGCUUCCAGUCUGCCAUGGACAGCGACUCAGCCGCUUCCAUCAGCCUGAACGUGGAGCUGGACAACGUGAACUUCCAUAUCAAGAAGCACUCCAAGUACCCUCACGUGCCCCCUCACCCUGCCGACCAGAAAGAGUACUUGAUUGCAGACAACGGAGGGCAACAGAUGAUCUCAAUAAGUGACGCUUUCAUCAAAGAGUCGUUGUUCAAUCGGAGGGUGGAAGAAAAAUCCAAAGAUCUUUUCUUCACGCCUUUGGGGUGGCACCAUAGCAACCUUGACUUGCUGAGAGAGGAAAAUGGGGAAAAGCAAGCGAUGGAGAGACUGCUCUCGGCCAAUCACAACCACAUGCUGGCACUGCUCCAGCAGUUGCUAUACAACGAGUCCUUAUCCCUCUCUUGGAGGGACAUUAUUGUGCCCGUCGUCUGCCAGGUGGUUCAGACCGUCCGUCCCGAUGUCAAGAACAGGGACGACGACAUGGACAUCCGCCAGUUCGUCCAUGUCAAGAAGAUUCCCGGUGGGAAAAAAUUUGACUCGAUGAUGGUGAACGGGUUUGUGUGCACCAAGAACAUUGUUCAUAAAAAGAUGAAUUUCUGUAUUAAAAAUCCCAAAAUUCUUCUGUUGAAAUGUUCCAUUGAAUACCUCUACCGAGAAGAAACAAAGUUUACGUGUAUAGAUCCUAUAGUCCGUCAGGAAAGGGAAUUUUUGAAGAACUACGUUCAGCGGAUAGUGGACGUCAGGCCCACUUUGGUCCUGGUUGAAAAAACGGUGGCCCAUAUUGCCCAGGAGCUGCUGCUGGAACAUGGCAUUACACUAGUCACGAAUGUUAAGCCGCAAGUGUUGGACAGAGUAAGUCGAAUGACUCAGGGAGACUUAGUGAUGUCGAUGGACCAGUUGUUGACCAAGCCACACCUGGGAACCUGCCACAAGUUUUACAUCCAAGUGUUCCAGUUGCCUAAUGAGCAAACAAAGACCUUGAUGUUUUUUGACGGAUGUCCGCAGCACCUGGGUUGCACUAUUAAGCUGCGUGGUGCUGGCGAGUAUGAGCUGGCUCGUGUAAAGGAGAUCCUCAUCUUUAUGAUCUGUGUGGCUUACCAUUCCCAGCUAGAGAUCUCCUUCCUCAUGGACGAAUUUGCCAUGCCCCCGAUGCUGGCCAGGAAUGGCUCCCUUCUCUCUCCCUCCGAAAAGCAGUGGGGAGAAGAAAACGGGUAUCAAAACCUGCCAAGCAGAGAAAGCAGCACGACAAUAAAAGAUGCAGAUGUGUUUUCCGACAAGCUGCCGAUUAUCUCCGAAUUGGUGUUGUCCGACAACAUCGGCGCCUUGGAACAAAAAAUUCUGACAGAAGAUGACAGUGGUGACUUCCCAGUGGAUUUAACAGCGUGCUUUACGCCAACACUGGUGCCGGAGCCACUGUUGGCCCUCCACCUGGGGAUUUUAGACAGCGAUCCGUUGGAUAGCCUGCAGGAUUUGGAUAGUCUUCGGGAGCCGAACAGUCACACGAGAGUUUUUAGGGAUCCCUUGCAAGAUGACACCGGACUGUACAUCACAGAAGAAGUGACCUCCUCAGAAGACCGCCUCAAAUCCUUCUCCUUGGCCUUUAACCAAGAGCUGGAAGAUGUAAUUCUCUGCAUUUCCCCCAUAAUCACCUUCCCGGAGCCCUUUCUGCUAACAGAGAGGGGCAUGCGGUGCCCCACCAGGGAGUAUUUCCCGGAGCAGGUUUAUUUGUCUCCUCUCCUCAACAAGGAAUGCAAAGAGCUGGAGAGCAGGAGGAAGAAGCAGCUGCUGAGGGACAUCUGUGGGCUGCAGGCGAUGAACGGGAGCACCCAGGCCAAACCCCUUCAGAUCUUGCCCCCCCACGAGCUGGUGGUCAGCCGAAUCGCAGAGUCCCUGAGCACCAGCAAAGAGCUGGCCACGAUGCUGUCCGACUACCGGGCCAGGGGAGGGAGGAUUGCUCAGAAAAGCUCGGAUCCAUUUGUUCAACCAAAAGAGGCCCCCGGCACGAAAGCAGAAGACUGCGAGAGGGGCUUUGUUCAGAAUGAAUCUUUAUGGGCCCAUAAAGUGGACUGCCUCAGCCCUCUGAAUCACCAGAGGCUCUGCGUGUUGUUCAGCAGCUCUUCGACCCAAUCCAGCAACGCUCCAAGCGCCUGCGUUAGCCCAUGGAUUGUGACGAUGGAAUUCUAUGGAAAGAAUGAUCUCACUUUGGGAGUGUUUCUUGAAAGAUAUUGCUUCAGGCCCUCUUACCAGUGCCCUAGCAUGUUCUGUGAAACUCCCAUGGUGCACCACAUCCGUCGCUUUGUCCACGGGCAAGGCUGCGUGCAAAUCAUCCUGAAGGAACUGGACUCCCCGGUGCCUGGCUACCAGCACACCAUCCUGACGUACUCCUGGUGUAGAAUAUGCAAGCAGGUAACGCCAGUCGUCCCGCUUUCCAACGACUCAUGGUCAAUGUCGUUCGCCAAAUACCUUGAGCUGCGUUUCUAUGGGCAUCAGUACACGCGCAGAGCCAAUGCUGAGCCUUGUGGCCACUCCAUACACCACGACUACCACCAGUAUUUUUCGUACAAUCAGAUGGUGGCCUCUUUUAGUUAUUCUCCUAUCCGGUUGCUUGAGGUGUGCGUGCCACACCCCAAGAUCUACAUCAAACGUCGGGUUCCAUUAAAGGUUACCAUUCUUCAAGACCUGAAAGAUUUUGCUCAAAAGGUGUCCCUGGUGUACGCUGCUGUGGAUGAACGCCUCACCUCUCUGAAAACAGAUACCUUUAGUAAAACGAGGGAGGAGAAGAUGGAAGACCUCUUUGCACAAAAGGAGAUGGAGGAAGUUGAGUUCCGGAACUGGAUUGAGAAAAUUCAAGCAAGGAUGCUCUCGGCAUCUCUGGACACUCCUCAGCAGCUGCAGUCAGUCUUCGAAUCUCUGGUCACAAAAAAACAGAACCUCUGUGAGAUGCUUCAAGCGUGGAAUAACAGGCUACAGGAUCUCUUCCAACAAGAGAAAGGCAGGAAACGCCCCUCGGUGCCCCCUAGUCCCGGAAGACUGAGGCAAGGUGAAGAGAGCAAGAUCAGCUCAAUGGACGCCUCACCCCGAAACAUCUCUCCAGCAGUCCAGAAUGGCGACAAAGAGGACCGUUUUCUGACAACCUUGUCGAGCCAGAGCUCCACCAGUUCUGCUCUCCUCCAGCUUCCCACCCCUCCUGAAGUUGUGUCAGACCAGUUGACCGGGGGGACUUCCUUUGCCAGCGUGCUCCCUGAACCUGAGACCACGAGCAGCACUGAAGAUCCUUUUGAUGGUCACUUGCUGGGCUCUUCGGACAGCCAGGUGAAAGAGAAAUCGACCAUGAAAGCUAUCCUAGCAAAUCUCUUACCCGGAAACAGCUACAAUCCCAUCCCGUCCCCUUUUGAGCCUGACAAGCAUUACUUGAUGUAUGAGCACGAGCGCGUUCCCAUUGCGGUCUGUGAAAAGGAACCCAGCUCCAUCAUUGCCUUCGCUCUCAGUUGCAAGGAGUACAGAAGUGCCUUAGAUGAACUAUCCAAAGUGUCCCUGAAAAGCAAUGGAGAAGAAGGACUUCAAACAAGCAGUCUGGCUGAGAGCCGAGCAAAGAACAACAGUCCAGUCCGGCUGGCCGAGACGAACGUGGGACCAGCGAACUCAAUGGCAGAGGCGGAACAGCCAAAGAAGCCGUACGGAGUGUUGUCCUUCUUCCGUGGUACUGGAGGGAAAAGCCCCGAUCUCUCUGCCCAGAAAAAGGAGACUUUGCGUGGAGCAGACAGUGCCUACUACCAGGUUGGGCAGACGGGCAAAGAAGGGGCAGAGAACCAAGGGGCAGAUGCUCCAGACGAAGUGGAUGGAAGCGAUGGGCAGAAGAAACAGCUGGCCAACCCACACGUUGAACUCCAAUUCUCCGAUGCGAACGCCAAGUUCUACUGCCGGAUUUACUAUGCGGGAGAGUUCCACAAAAUGCGCGAAGUGAUACUUGGGAGCAGUGAAGAGGAUUUCAUCCGUUCGCUCUCUCACUCUUUGCCCUGGCAGGCACGAGGAGGCAAAUCAGGAGCUGCUUUUUAUGUAACUGAAGAUGAUCGUUUCAUCUUGAAGCAGAUGCCCCGCCUGGAGGUCCAAUCCUUCCUAGACUUUGCCCCGCACUACUUCACAUACAUCACUAACGCUGUGCAGCAUAAGAAACCCACAGCUUUGGCCAAGAUCCUCGGGGUGUAUCGGAUUGGUUUCAAGAACUCUCAGAAUAACACAGAGAAGAAGCUUGACCUGCUGGUCAUGGAAAACCUCUUCUACGGCAGGAAGAUGGCUCAGGUUUUCGACUUGAAGGGCUCCUUACGAAACCGAAACGUGAAAACCGAAACUGGGAAAGAGAGCUGCGAUGUGGUCUUGCUGGACGAGAACCUCCUGAAGCUGGUGCGGGACAACCCCUUGUACAUCCGCUCACACUCCAAGGCUGUCCUGAGGGUCUCCAUCCACAGCGACUCUCACUUCCUUUCCAGCCACCUCAUCAUCGAUUACUCUCUUCUGGUGGGCCGGGACGACACCACCGAUGAGCUGGUCGUCGGGAUCAUCGAUUAUAUCCGCACAUUUACUUGGGACAAAAAACUUGAAAUGGUGGUUAAGUCAACAGGAAUUCUGGGAGGCCAAGGCAAAAUGCCGACCGUGGUUUCUCCAGAAUUGUACCGGACCAGGUUCUGCGAAGCCAUGGACAAGUAUUUUCUGAUGGUGCCGGACCACUGGACAGGACUGGGCUUGAAUUGUUAAGGUAAAGGACUCCUUGAGGAGCUAUGGAAGAGAGACUUCUUCAGAUUUCCUCGACACCGUUGUCUUCGGUAGCAGUGAAAGGAAUCUUCAGCCUGCAGCAAACGACAUUUGUAGGAAUCCACACUCGGAACUUGGAUGUAGGAACGUUGAUAGGAAAGCUGCUGUUCAGAACUCCUCAAGGCCAGACCUGAAUUCUGCCAUCUCAUGCACAGAGAGAACGCUCCUAGCAAACCACCAGCCACAAGGGUAGUGUACUUGUUCCCCUUGGGCUACUGUAAACGGUCAGAGCACUGGACUCAAAUCUUGGCCCAUUUGUAAUGGCGGCUCGUGUUAGAAAUCUUACAUGUUUUCAGGGCUUUUUUUGUAGCAGGAACUCCUUUGCAUAUUAGGCCACACACCCCUGAUGUAGCCAAUCCUUCUGGAGCUUACAGUAGCCCCUGUAGUGAGAGUUCUUUAAGCUCUCGGGGGAUUGGCUACAUCAUGGGGGAGUGGCCUAAUAUGCAAAGAAGUUCUCACUACAAAAAAAGCCCUGCACAUUUUGCACAGUACUUUAACAUAAAAUCCAACGGAUGCGCAGGCCCCAAAUCAGCCCAUUAAGAUGUUGCGAUAGAGAUUUGUUUAAGAUGAGGAAAGUAACUCGUGAAUUAACACAGCAGCAUUAUGCCACCGUGGUGACCGGAGCGUAAGCAUGAUUGUGGAACCCGCUCUGUUAUGCACUGAUCUUUGUACAGGCUUCUAUGUGCUGUACAUUUUUGAGGAUUUUAGUCAUUUGUAGAGAACACCAUUUUGUCAUUUGGAGCACUACUUUUCUUUUUAAAGGUCAAACACUUUUUAAAAAGCGCAGUCAAAUAUUUUACCGCAGGUCCACUGCCCCCCCCCCCCGACUUAGAUUUCCGUGCCCCACCAGUGGAUGGAAUCGUCCUGCUUCAUGCUGGCUCAGGUGUGUGCGCUCACAUCAGGGCGUUUUUUUGUAGCAGGAACCCCUUUGCAUAUUAGGCCACACACCCCUGAUGUAGCCAAUCCUCCUGGAGCUUCCAGAAGGCCCUGUGAGAAGUAAGCCCUGUAAGCUCCAGGAGGAUUGGCUACAUCAGGGGUGUGUGGCCUAAUAUGCAAAGGAGUUCCUGCUACAAAAAAAGGCCCUGGCUCACAAACACAUAAACAAAAAUUCCCCGCCCACAAGCAAACUUUCUCCAAAGCAGGCCUUUUGACUGAGUCGAGGUCUGCCUUGAGAGCGUUACCAUAACACACUGCUUUUACUACAUUCCUGGUUUUGGUAUUACCCUGUGAGGGGGCACUUGGUUGUCUUUGCGGUGACAAAAUAUUUUGGUUCCGGAGCAACCCCACGACAUUUUUGUUCGAGUAAUGGCGGCCAGUCCUGCUUUACUUGAUUCCUUUUAAUCUCAUUACCAGGCAAAGUAUUACAUUCCACAAAUCUCUUUUUAAAAAAACCAAAACGAAACCAGGCUAUAGAGCCGAAGCUGCUCUAGGCCCACGUACACCGCUUUUCCCUUUUUAUAGCUGCUCUGAGCAUUAACUGAACCCAGGUGGUGUGUGGUGUAAAUAAACCAGGUGAUGCGGGGAUUUGGACAAUCUUCGGAGCCUGAAAAGUUUUAUUUUAAAAUACAUAUAUGAAGAGUUUACUUUUUUUGAUUUGAAUAUAAUAAAGGCUAGUACAAAUGA